AUGCUCAGCUCUCGGGCCCGGCCACGGACUCUGCUCCUGAUCGCCCUCGCUUCCGUCACAACGUACUGGAUCCUGUUCAGUGGCUCUGGGCCCCAGUUCCACGUCGUGCCGUUCACCCACGAUAGCACCGCGGGUCAACAGUUUACUCCAAGUGGCCAGCAAUCCACAAAGGGCGAUGCUUCCGAUGCCAGCCCCUCAGAAAAGCAUGCCUGGGACAUUAGCAUUGAGGACAUCAAGGGCUGGAGAGACCCAGAUGACGAGGAGGAUCCUAAUGAUAUAGAACCCGGGUACGAACGGGACGGCAAGCACAGAGAGCCUGGUGAUAUCAGCAAGACACAGCACGAGAAGGACCUGAGGACAUUGUGGCGCUACGCCUACAAGACGACCAAAGAUCUCCCAUCCUCUGACCUCAUCUACGGCAACACGCUCGAAACGAUAGACUACCGCGAAAACCGUACCGAGGAAGCUGCCUCCCGGCUGCGCGAAGAUCCGGAUGUCGAUGUCACCUUUACCGACGAGCACCCCGUGCGCUUCAACCCCUUCCCCGACUACAACAGCGACGCCUGGAAGACUUCCAAGCGGGCACCAUACGUGCCAUGCUAUGGUGCCACCGGCGAGUUGGUUGAGGACCUGCUCGUUUUCAAGGGCACCCCUCAAGACUUCCCGGCGCCCAAGUUGGGUUCGUACGACAAGCUAGGACUCGACGAGAAUCUCUGCUGGGAACGCGAGACACGUCUCGGACCUUAUGGAUUCACCAAACAGAUGAAGAAGGUUGGCGGCGAGUUCGUCCCUGUGGACUGGGACAAUGUGAACUGGGGCGAUCUCCAGCGUCGCUGUGUUCACAAGAACGCCAAGCGAUACGACCUGAACAAGAGCCGAAAGAACCCAUAUCUCAACGCUUACCCCGAGACGGCCAAGUCCGACGACAAAAUCGUGGCCAGGGAUUCGUCUUCUCCCCAGACGGAGGCCGAGGUUCCCGAGGUCAACGGCCGUGCGCCUGCUGACUUUGAUGACGCCGACGACGCGGCUGAUGACAAUGAUGUCGUCCCUGAGAAGCGCACCGCAGUGCUUCUUCGUGCCUACACCGGCAAGGAUUACACCGAGAAUGACAAGCAGUUCAUCCGCGCCAUGGUGAACGAGCUGUCGCUCAAGUCGGGUGGCGAGUACGAGGUAUUCUUACUGGUUCACGUCAAGGACAAGGAGCUUCGCAUCUUCAAUGAUCCUGAGACAUACCAGGCCGUCCUGCACGACAACGUGCCCCCCGAGUUCCACGGCAUGACUGUGCUGUGGAACGACGAGGUGGUGUGGAACAUUUACACCGAGCUCAAGGACGAGCAGGAGAGGAGCGUCCACACAGCCCAAUGGCUGUCCGUCCAGAAGUUCAGCCACGAUCACCCGCAGUUCGACUUCAUCUGGAACUGGGAGAUGGAUUUCCGCUUCACGGGACACCACUACGACAUCUUGAACAGACUGUCUGACUUCUCCGCCGCGCAGCCUCGCAAGGGACUCUGGGAGCGCAACGAGCGCUGGUACAUCCCCGAGUACCACGGUGACUACGACACAACUUUCCGCCAGGACAUUGAGGAGCGCUACGGCAACGACACCGUCUGGGGCCCCCUCGACCUGUCUUUUGUCAACCCCGUUGGCCCUAAGCCCCCCGUAAAGUCGCCCAGCGAUGACAACUACGAAUGGGGUGUCGGAGAGGAUGCGGACGUCAUCACCCUGGGACCCAUCUUCAACCCGAUCAACAGCAACUGGAUCAUUAGCAAACACGUCUGGGGCUACACGGACGCGAACCACCAUUCCUGGGACGUCCCCCGCCGCACGACCAUUGUCACCCACUCGCGCGUGUCCAAGCGUCUGUUGGACAUUAUGCACGUCGAGAACAUGCGCGGCAACCACGUGGCCUCGGAGAUGACGCCGCAGACGGUCGCCCUCCACCACGGCUUCAAGGCCGUCUUUGCGCCUCACCCCAUCUUCAUGGACCGCGACUGGGACGGCGAGUUCCUGAACAAGUGGUUUAACCCCGGCGAAAAGGGCGAGUCUGGUGGCUACGGCUCGCCGAUGGGCUGGGGCCGCGAGCGCCGUUACCAGGGCACGACCUGGUACUACCGCGCCGAGCCGCCAAACCGCCUCUUCAACAACUGGAUGGGCUGGGUCGACACCAAGAUUGGCGGCAAGCGAUGGGAGCAGAAGCACGGGAGGCCCUGCCUGCCAUCGAUCAUGCUGCAUCCGGUCAAGGAGUCGGAGCCCACGUCGAAUGGGUACGAGACUGGGUUUGAGCUGGCGUAUGGUUAA
Emericellopsis atlantica is the source of this 2298-nucleotide messenger RNA. RefSeq lists its product as uncharacterized. The record is from RefSeq and is a predicted model, not a curated record. The transcript is spliced from 2 exons. Lineage: Eukaryota; Fungi; Ascomycota; Sordariomycetes; Hypocreales; Bionectriaceae. The coding region runs from base 1 to 2298 and encodes 765 amino acids.